Messenger RNA from Chelonoidis abingdonii (Abingdon island giant tortoise), 1256 nucleotides. NCBI's taxonomy places the organism in Eukaryota, Metazoa, Chordata, Testudines, Testudinidae. The record is from RefSeq and is a predicted model, not a curated record.
GAAUCCUACAAAGCCCAGAAGGCCUGAGAGCAGGAAGAGGGGCUGACUGGAGCAUCCAACCCUGAGGAUCAGACAGCAGCAGAUUGGAAGAGAGAUAGAGAGACCUGAACUUCCCUUCUGCUGAAAUCAGACAGGGCACAGGGCACAAGUGAGAGCAAGGAGUGACAGUGGAUUGUCCCCUUCAGACCCCAUCAGGAGCUAAAAUCUCUGGGCUGUUUCCAUUCCACUUGGCUCCCCCCACUGCCUAGAUGAUCCUGUCUCUGUGCCUUUUGCUUCCUGUAAUGAAUCCAAGCAGCCAGAAUAUCUGCUCAGCUCCCGGUGUUGUCCUUGCCCCCAUCCUCUACCUGAGCCAGAGGUCUGCUCAACAGGGGGACUCUGUGCAGCUCCAGUGCUCUGUGGUCUCCCAGGCCCCAGCCACCCGCGUCAUCUACUGUAAGGACGGGGAGGAGGUUUUCUCCCAGGCAGGGUUGAAGAAGAAGGUCACCUACAACUAUGACCACACAGUGUCCAUGAGCAGCUCUGGGAAUUACUCCUGCGGGUACGAGAUCAAGGAGAGCGACAAGCAAGUGAAAAGAUCCCAGCUCAGCCCUGCCAAGCACCUCAGUGUUACUGCGCUGAGUCCCAGCAGCCAGGAGAUCUGCUCAGCUCCCGGUGCUCUCCCUGCCCCCACCCUCUACCUGAGCCAGACGUCCGCUCGACAGGGGGACUCCGUGCAGCUCAAGUGUUCUGUGGUCUCCCAGGCCCCAGCCACCCGCGUCAUCUUCUGUAAGGAUGGGGAGGAGGUUUUCUCCCAGACAGGGUUGGAGAAGAAUGUCUCCUACAGCUAUGACCACGCAGUGUCCAUGGGCAGCUCUGGGAAUUACUCCUGCGGGUACGAGAUCAAGGAGAGCAACAAGAGGGUGACCAGAUCCAAGCUCAGCCCUGCCCAGCACCUCAGCAUUACUGGCAAUGUGAGCAGCAGCGUAGGAGGGGAGGAGCCGACCCGCACAGAGCCAGUCAUGUCUCUCGUCAUCUGGGCUGCCCGCUGUGUCCUGGUCCUGCUCCUCAUGCUCUCUGCACCUAUCAUCACUUUCAUGCUGGAGAGAUGGGGCCUGCCUCAUCCCACAGGGCUGGAGGAGACUUAUAGGGGUAGCAUCAGCAUUAUGGAGGAGGAGGAGGUAGAGGAAAGGAGGGACAUGGAGAUCAUGAACAGUGGAGGCCUCACAGGGGAGGAGGUAGAAGAAGAGGGAUGCAGCGAGCAGCCGCAAGAGGCCUGA